AAGAAAGGUCGUUAUCGUCGUUCGUUCUCGUUUCCCUCUGCAUUCCGUCCCUAUUCCAAGUCGCGCAUUUCCAGCUCGAUUUCCUCGCGGAAAUGGACUCACCAGGAUGAAAUCGAAGAUGACGGUGACGGUGGGCCCCGUGACGGUGGACCUCGUGGCAGCGUUGUCACUGGUGUGCCUGCUCCCCCUCGCGAGCGGGUGGGACCGGCUGACGGUGGCGAACGGCGGGUUCGACGGCGUCGUCGUCGCCAUUCAUCCGGACCUAGAUCCCGGCCUGUGCGAUCUCAAGGUCGAGAUCGAGCGGGCCAUCCGAGACGGGAGCACGGCGCUUCAGAACGCAACGGACGGGAUCCUGCACUUCAAGACCGUGUACGUGGUCGUGCCCCGAAGCUGGACGGACUGCGCCACGGACAUGGAGCUGCCGUCGAGUUUCGCGUCCGCAGACGUGAGGAUCGUGGGCGAGGCCCAUCCGCUCUACGGGAACGACCCGUGGACCUUCCAGUACGGACCCUGCGGGACGCCGGGGAGGUUCAUCCAGUUCACCGCCGAGUACUUCCAGCCCUCCUCGGACGGUUCGUAUGGACCCAGAGGCAAGACGUUCGCCCGGGAGUGGCUGAAGUACCGGUACGGCGUGUUCGACGAACUGGGCUACCCCAACGACCCCCUCUACCCCGCAUUCUACGGCUCGCCCGACGGACCCUCGUACCCCCUCGGGAAGCCCACCGGCUGCUCCGAUGUCCCGAUCCCCGGGAACACUACGACGAGUACCGAUGGGACCAAAAGCGUUUUCGUUCCAGAUCUUCUGAGUUCCAGUGCUUCUGAGUCUCUUCUCUAUAUGGAUUUCCUGCCGAAGGUGAAAGGGCUGUGCACUCACAACGACGGGAUCGCUCCCACGAAGCAGAACGUCUUAUGCGGAUACAGAUCCGCCCGCGACGUCGUCAUGAGCCACAACGACACGAACUUUCCUAGCAACCAACCGAUCCAGCCCGACAUCAAAUGGGCAAGAGAAUCACCUCGACAUCUGAUCUUCGUCCUCCAGAGAUACGGGAUCGUAAAGGACACGUACUUCGCACUGAGGGCCGCCCUCUACAAUAUCCUGGACCUGAUGAAACGAUAUCAAGUCGAACUGAGGACCUCCGUCGUACUACUGGCCCCAUCCGGCGCCCCGGACGAUAACAACCCUCAGCUCCAGGACGUUUCCGACAUCAACUUGAAUGAUGAACGAUACAUACCGUCGCAGAGCCAUUCGUUAGGCGAAGUUUGCUUCCAAUGCGCCGAGGAGAAGGCCAUGAACGUGAAAGGGCUGUGCACUCACAACGACGGGAUCGCUCCCACGAAGCAGAACGUCUUAUGCGGAUACAGAUCCGCCCGCGACGUCGUCAUGAGCCACAACGACACGAACUUUCCUAGCAACCAACCGAUCCAGCCCGACAUCAAAUGGGCAAGAGAAUCACCUCGACAUCUGAUCUUCGUCCUCCAGAGAUACGGGAUCGUAAAGGACACGUACUUCGCACUGAGGGCCGCCCUCUACAAUAUCCUGGACCUGAUGAAACGAUAUCAAGUCGAACUGAGGACCUCCGUCGUACUACUGGCCCCAUCCGACGCCCCGGACGAUAACAACCCUCAGCUCCAGGACGUUUCCGACAUCAACUUGAAUGAUGAACGAUACAUACCGUCGCAGGGCUAUUCGUUUGGCGAAGUUUGCUUCCAAUGCGCCGAGGAGAAGGCCAUGAACAUCCUGCCUCCCGAACUCCUGGAUUAUAGCGAACUACUGAUCCUAACAAACAAAGCGAAUCCAGACCCAGGCGACAGCCUGGAGAAUGCUCACCUCAGGUACCACUUCAUUCACGUCGGGGAGAAGGUCGAAGGAGGGGAGUUCGAACAGCUCGCGCUGGAUUCUGGAGGGACGUAUCAGGACGUCUCCCUCGGUGAAGGCCCAUCCCAGAAUGUCGUCCACUUCGUUGACGCCCUGAGGAUCGUCUUUCCCUCCCUUCUCUCCUGGAAGGUCAGCGAACAGACGUUCCUUUUAAAUGGCGAUAAUGCGCCUCCCCAGCGUUUUGACUUUACGGUCCCGAAAGACCUGAAUUCACCGAAAAUCCUGGCCCGAAUCUACCUAAACUCGCACGAGGGCCAAAUCCUCACAUUCAAAGCCCCAGACACGGACAACUUCAAAAACUACACCGCUGAGGACUUCAAAAAUGGGAAUGUCAUCACGACUACACUCGAUAAUAAGGCUGGGAAUUGGACGCUGGCGAUCAGCAAUUACGAAUCAGGCGAGCAAAUUUUUGUUCUGGAGAUUCUCCUUCCUCUGGACGCAACUGUGUCGGCGCAACGAUUGGGGAAAGACGACCUGGAGUUUCACCUCUGGACUUCCUGGGAUCGUCUGCCGUCGACCGGUUUGCAAGAAGCAGAGAAGUUAUACCCGGAUGAUCCCUUGAUCAUUUACGCUUACCUAAAAUACGGAGAAAGCCCUGUCGUUUCCUCCUGUAAAGACCCAAACGUUAAGGCGAUCGAACUCACGGUGGAAUCCCGAGACAUGUCCCAGGAAGGAGGAUUCCAAAUGAAGGAGAGCCUCUUCAUGCUCGACGACGGCAGAGGAGAUCCGGACGUUCGGCACGGGGACGGGAUAUUCUCGGCCUAUUUCGUCAAUUUCACGAAGGUAACGCAGCGAUGGAUCGCCUACAAAUUCAAGGCCAAGAUCGGGGGAUCCCAGCAGUUCGUCGACGUGAUUUUAGACAGCAGGAAGGACUACGACACCGGACUCAUGAAACCCGACCCCAAUUCUCCGGUGCCUUACUGCUGCGGAAGCACGAUAGGAGACGCGAAGUGCGAAAGCGUGAGAGCAUUCACCGCAGAGGUCACCGGGAAGGUCCUGUCCGUCAAAUUCAACAGGAUCGACGGUGACAUGUUCCCACCGAGCAGGGUGACCGACUUGACCGUCACCCGCGAUGGUGCCACCCUCGUCUUCACCUGGUCCGCCGCGGGUAACGACUACAAUUAUCGCCCCGUGGACGACUACGUCCUAAAUGGGACGGACGCGACGGGAAACUGGAUACGGGAAGAAACGGUGAAGCUGGACCUGGGAUCCACCAUGUACGGGGAUCCCCUCCGCUUCAACUACACGCUCGCAAGCCUCGGCAUCGAGGAGAGCGGGAGCUACUCCUUUCAGAUUCGGGCGACGGACGGAACGAAUCAAGGGCGGUUGUCCAACCGGGCCAACUUGCACCACCAGGUGGUGGACGGGAGGAUCGACUUGACCAAGGAGAAUCUGUUGGCCCUCAUUCUCUUCGCUGCGUUGGUUCCUCUGGCCCUCGCGGGCCUCGGCGUCUUCUUGUUCUUUUACUUCCGGAAAAGACGCGAAGGGCACAAGGCGGCAAAACCGGAUUCCACGUCGUUCCGAGCCGGGACGAAGGAACGACCGAACAUCGAAGGACGAAGAACGGGGGACGAUCUCAAUUUCAUCAGCGCCUCGGAAUACCAGCGGAGACGCCGGAGCGAAAGAAAUCCGGAACACGAAGAGCGGAACGAUUCGCCGUCGCUUUCCUCUAAGGAGAAGGGGUACACAGAGUCGUACGAGGCGAACCCGACCGUUUACGCGUACAGCAACCGCGGCUUCGACGGCGGCCACCGCGGCAGCGACUCGGAAACGGCAAGCUCAUCCGACGGCGGCUUCAAGAAUCGCUCGAAACGCUCCCCUGCCCCAUCCAGCGACCUCUACACAAUCCCCGUCCCCUACCGACCUCCCCCCGUCCCCAUCCGAACCGCCCCCGCCCCUCGCCCCAGAGCCAUCCAGACCAACCCCAACGUUCGUCCCUUCGACCUCAAGAGGGCUUCCAGUCUUUCCACGCUGGUCUGACCACGGCGACGUCCACGUCCGAAAGUGUGCUUUUCAAUAGUGGCAUCCACGUGGACGAUGAACUUGGGAUCGAUCUGUGAAUUCCCUGCGAUCCCAUUCCUUGAAAAAAAGCCGCACCGGUAAUCCUAAUAGUUGGGGCUCGUGCACCAAAGCAUCCUCAUUGGAAUGAAUAAACGGGAAGGGCGUGCAUUUCUCAAUAAACAGAUAUCUGCUUUCUUUGAA
This is a messenger RNA of Darwinula stevensoni, 4078 nucleotides long. The record is from the annotation of a GenBank genome assembly. NCBI's taxonomy places the organism in Eukaryota, Metazoa, Arthropoda, Ostracoda, Podocopida, Darwinulidae.